This is a messenger RNA of Microbotryum saponariae, 1875 nucleotides long. The record is from the annotation of a GenBank genome assembly. Lineage: Eukaryota; Fungi; Basidiomycota; Microbotryomycetes; Microbotryales; Microbotryaceae.
AUGCCUUACGUGACAUUGCCCGGCUCGAUCGAGCUGUAUUGGGAAGCCUACGGGCCGCGUCUAGACGAACAAGAUCCUUCUGGGCCAGCCACCGCGUGGGCCGAACCCCAGAGCCCAUCGACUUCGACCUCGACCUCCUACCGAUCCAUCGAACUCCACCCGGAUGGCUCGCUGGACCUCCGUACGGACAUCCCGACCUUGAUUGUCUUGGCGCCGAUUUGGCUUGACUUGAGCUAUUGCCGGUCGCUCUUCGAUCGAUUCGCGCCGCAAUACCAGAUCUUCGCGCUGGAGAAUCGGUCCCAUGGCCGAUCAACAAGGGGCCCGGUCAUGCCUUCGUUCGACUUCUUCGUGUCGGCUGCCGACGUCGGUGCGUUGAGACGAUCUCUUUGACUGAGAUGUAGAGAGUUAGAGCUGACGAGGCGCUUCCAUCCGCUGUGGGCGGCAGCUUUCGCCAUGGUGAGCGGACGUGUGAUCUCAAUCGGCGCUCGAUCGAGAUUUGAACGGAGUGGUCUGAUCUUCCCUACUUUUUGUCCUACAGGAAGCUUUGUCUGUACCACCGAGUCACGUGUUCUGCUCAGGAGCUUUGGCUUUUCAAGGUAAGAAAUCUGGGACGCUUUACGCUCUCCACGUGGGUCGACGUACUGACUUUACCUUAUCUUCUUCUCAGUCGGUCUCAAACUGUGCCUGCUGUUCCCGAAUCAAGUCCUGUCACUUGCAAUCGUUGGAGCAGGACAGCUCUUUGCUCCGCCAGAUCAUGUCGAAAUGUACGUCCACCCUUCUUUGGGGAAGGAGCCGACAUGGCUUGCUGAUCAGCUCUCCGCUCAUCGCCACCGACAGAUUCGAAGAACUCGACCAGUAUUGGUUCUUCCCCGUCGAUGAAGGGGACUACUACGAGACCCUAGAGGCCCUCUCCGAGAUGUUCCUCAGCGAUUACAACAAUCGGGAAGAUAGCGCGUCGAUCGAGCUCAAGGACCGGAUCGUCAACACCUUCAUCCGGAGAUACAAUCCCUAUCGACUGCCUUCCGCGCUCGAGGUGACCCGGCCGAAUCAUCGGCAUCCGUGUCUAGGGACCGAGGACUUGUCGGUUGUCAAGCAACCGGUUAUGCUCUUACACGGAGGGUUGGACAAGUGCUACCCCGCCGAUACGGUAAGGGGCGAGGUCCCAACUUGGCUACAAAGUUCGAAAGAGGUCGAUUGGCACGUCAUCGAGGGCGCCCCCCACCUUUUGGCGCUCACCCACCCCGAACUCGUGAAUGACUAUUGGGCCAAGUUUCUGGCUCGCCAUUCCGUUCUUGACUCGACUCGGAUACCGCUCGAUCGUGACUAUGCCCUUCACGUGCUUGCAGGUUUGGCACGGCAUACCAACGGCGAGAUCGCACCAGAGGACAUCCUGCGACGCUCCGGCGACGACCCACACGAUUUUUCGCUCGUGACGCCCUUGGAGGUGGACUUGACGCGCGCUCAGAUCGUGAAAUUUAGUCAAUAUGGUGCCGAGGUGUGCCGACUGCAGUUCCCUGGUCGGUACACGGCCGAUCCUUGGGAUGUCUCGGUGCGGACCAAGAAGGGCAGAAGGUCCAGUCAGGAAGAGUGGACGUGAGUCGGAUUCUCGGCUCCACUGCGAUCGACCGAAAUUCACAGAUACUGACACGUGUUGCUUUGCUCAAUCCAUUUAGUAUAUCUCGUCGUCACGUCCUCGACGACCGAAUUCAAGCCCCUCGAAAACCGAUGAACUCUCAGGGAAUCUCCGUGUCGGUGCUCGCCGAUCGUUUCGAGACGCCAGCAUCACCGUUGCUCCCAAUCAGAAUAAGAGAGCAUCUUUCUUCGCCGCUGCCAGGGAAGAAUUUGUCCGGGAGAUCUUCGACACAAAUCCCUUGA